This is a messenger RNA of Sus scrofa (pig), 8585 nucleotides long. RefSeq names its product nudix hydrolase 3 (gene NUDT3). Gene Ontology annotation, cellular component: nucleus; cytoplasm. Gene Ontology annotation, biological process: diadenosine hexaphosphate catabolic process; diphosphoinositol polyphosphate metabolic process; adenosine 5'-(hexahydrogen pentaphosphate) catabolic process. Gene Ontology annotation, molecular function: bis(5'-adenosyl)-pentaphosphatase activity; diphosphoinositol-polyphosphate diphosphatase activity; bis(5'-adenosyl)-hexaphosphatase activity. The record is from RefSeq and is marked validated. NCBI's taxonomy places the organism in Eukaryota, Metazoa, Chordata, Mammalia, Artiodactyla, Suidae.
CCGCACCGCACCCCCACUCGGGCCCGGAGGAUGAUGAAGCUCAAGUCGAACCAGACCCGCACCUAUGACGGCGACGGCUACAAGAAGCGGGCCGCGUGCCUGUGUUUCCGCAGUGAGAGUGAGGAGGAGGUGCUACUUGUGAGCAGUAGUCGCCAUCCAGACCGAUGGAUUGUCCCUGGAGGAGGCAUGGAGCCCGAGGAGGAGCCAGGUGUGGCGGCAGUCCGUGAAGUCUGUGAGGAGGCUGGAGUAAAAGGGACAUUGGGAAGAUUAGUUGGAAUUUUUGAGAACCAGGAAAGGAAGCACAGAACAUAUGUCUAUGUGCUCAUUGUCACGGAAGUGCUGGAAGACUGGGAAGAUUCAGUUAACAUCGGAAGGAAGAGGGAAUGGUUUAAAAUAGAAGAUGCCAUAAAAGUGUUGCAGUAUCACAAACCGGUGCAGGCGUCGUAUUUUGAAACGUUGAGGCAAGGCUACUCAGCCAACAACGGCACCCCGGUCGUGGCCACCACGUACUCAGUGUCUGCUCAGAGCUCGAUGCCAGGCAUUAGAUGACUGAAGACUUCCUGUAAGAGAAAUGGAAAUUGGAAACUAGACUGAAGUGCAGAUCUUCCCUCUCACCCUUGCUCUUUUCACCUCUCCUCACAGGCCUCCUCUUUCAAAUAAGGCAUGAUGGGCAGCAGAGAAAGGGUUUAUUGAUAACGUUGCUGUUUGGUGUUAAGUGAUCGGGCUUUUUCUUCUCUUUUUAUUGAGGGGGUGGGGGUUGGGUAUGUAAUUUGUAAGUACUUUUGUGCAUGAUCUGUCUCCCUUUCCACACCCCUUCAAUCCUCUGAAGAGGCAAACAGCCUUCCUUCUGCCUUGGAUUCUGAAGUGUUCCUGUUUGCCUCAUUCCAAUCCUGGCCAGAUAUUUUUCUUUGAUUUUUAAUUUUUUUUUUUUUUUUUUAUUAAAAGAUACCAAUAUGAGAUGAAACCUUUCAAGAAUUUGUCCUAUAAUGUGCUCUUAAGUCUGGUAGGUUGGUCACUUUCACUGCAGGAUACAUUUAUCUACACAUUAUAUACUGGGCAUAUAAUAUGUAAAUAAAUGGCUUGUAGGAAGGGAAUUUAACUGUUUACUUCUUAAAGGUUUUGUUUUUUACAUUUGGGGUGUUUCUGGAGAGCCUCACAAUUAAUUCACCUUUUUUGUUUUUGAUGCUAGUGGCUAGGUGAGUUUCCCCGCCCUCUGUUUUUCCCCCGGCCUUGGCCGUAGUUAUGUGGGUGCAGGGAGAGCUUCGCUACCUUCAUGUAGGUGCUCCCAGGACUCAUGGCCUUCUCUUCCCGACGCUGUUUCCACGCCAAGAAAGAAACAGGAAGAAACCCAUUUUCUUUUUUAUUCCGAAGCCUCAGCUCAGAUCUGGAGAAACAAUGAUAGAAAUUGUAUUCCUCCCUACGUGUUAACCAUAGGGAUUUGAACUGGAUUCUUGGAAUUACUAUCUAAAAAACUGGAGCAUCGAGCACUGUUUCUAUCCUGCUGGUUUGGAAUUUUUUCCAUAAUGCUACUUACCGCUGACAGCGGCCUCUCUCCUUGUACAUACAUGCCUUACAUCGUGCUGAACUGGAUGUUGUCCUUGUGCUCCGAAGCAUCCGGCUGUACCUGGUGAGUGCAGCUGUGCAGUCCCGUCCGCAUUCUGAGUAACCGUGUUAAGUUCCUAAGGAGUACACAGGAGGAGAAUUCAGGUCUUUGCUUGCCUUUGUCAGGUAUACAACACUUGUAAUUGCACCAUGGAGCAUGCUCAGAAAUAGUAAAUUUGUCUCCCCCCUGGGAUGUGAAAGGUCCGUCCUCCACUGAGAAGUGGUAUGGGAGGAGGCUUAAUCCCUUUCCAGAACAGCUACAUAGUGCAUUGGCUCACUGCAGACUGUCUUGUUGGUUUUUGCUACAGGUUUGAUGCUGGUUUCAUUUGCCAGUUGUGUUGUUUAGUUGAAAAAUAUGCAGAAAAGGGUCUUGGGGUGGGGCGGGUGCGGGAGGGGGGCACUGAUCGGUCCCUGGCUGGGGACAGGAGUUUGUUGCUAUACUCUUAGUGGCACCUCCUUUGUCAGAACAUAGCCAAGAUGUGAAAUUAAAAUCGUAGUUCUCUUUAUUUAAAAAUUCUAAUAAAUACUCAGACUUUGAAAACCUUUUGCUCUUCCCUCCCACUAAAAUGUAUGUAUGUGGUAGGCCUGUGUCAUUUAACGUUCAGCAUUUUGGGGGACAUCAGUCGAUGAACUUUUUAAUUUUUGCUCUCUGCUCUCAGUUUGCAUCUUCUUUCCUAGUCUUGAAACACGGAGCCAGAAACAGGGCCAGCAGUUUCCUUAGGACACCGCUCUACCUCUGGGAAUGAAAUUUUGCUCCCAAGGAAGGGUCCCAGUGGAUAGAUAGCACCAUGGGAUUUGAGUCUAAAGGCCAGCUCACUGUUCCCAUGUCCUACUUUAAAACGAACACACUGCUGCUUAUUACCUGAUGUAGGGCAUUCUGAGGUUCUGGCCAAAUAAAGAAGAAAAUAAAAUAAAUUCAACUGAGCACUAAAUGCAAUCCCCAAAAACACAUUCUUCCAAAUAAAUUCUUCCUUUGUGAUAUGGAUUGAAAGUGCUUUGCAGGAAAAUAGUCAGUGGUCCUGAAAUAGGAAUUGCAGUGUUAAUAAUAGUUUGUGCAUUUUUUUAAUGAUCUGAAGAUGUUUUCACUGGGCUGGUGUAACAGUAUACCACCCUACAGAAUCCAGUUUGGAUUGUUGUUGGCGUCUUUGGGUCAGGAAAGUGAACUGUGCCAAGAAGUAUUUUUUAGUGACGUGAAUGGAUCCCAUUAAUGCGGUUACUGGAGAGAUUGUGCUGAUGCUUUCCUAACUGACAAAAGAAGGCUUUGUCCAACACUAGAAUUGUUGAAACUGGUGCUGUUUUCUGUUGCACUGGGAUCCUGAGGAGCAGGGGUUGGUGUUUUCCCUCCCUGGCACCAUAAACACCAUGGCUGUCUUUACUGGCGUAGCAGGCACCACUUUCCGGGGUAGAUUGCUUAGACCCGUGAUUGCAGCAACCUUUCUCUCUCCCCUGGAGAGAGUGAGGAGAGACAAAAGAAAGCACAAAGUUUACCCUGCUUGCAGAAUAUUCCAGUGACACUGAUUUGCCAUUAAUCCUGUAAGUACUCAUUUUAUUUGGGCUUGACAGAAGCAGGUUCCUGUGUUCAGGGCAGAUAUAAAGUCUUUCCCACAGUGAAUUUGCAUGUCGUAGAUUCUUGGUUGUUACCGGAGUGUCCUUCAAAGUGCACCAUACUCAGGAUAGAGAAAGAGAGCUGUGGAUUUCUUUUUUAAUUAAAAUUUGUUUUUAGUUUAUAAAUUACAGCCCUUUGGGAAACACUAGUGAGAUCAUGCCUUUCUUUUUUUUUGUUUGUUUUUUUUUGUUUUGUUUUUGUUUUUGUUUUUGUUGGACCAGGACUGGGAGGUGGGGGGUGGGUAAGGGCUCCAAGGGUUUAGAUCUUUAGGUAGGCUCUCAGAACAGUGCAGUCCGUGACACAGGAGUCUUGAUUUUUCUCAUAGCAGACAUAACCGGAUGGAAAAGUUAAUGAAUGGAUUGUUUUGUGCCCUGCUCGGAGAGUUCCCUCACUGAGUCUGAGCCGAGGCCAUCUGGAGGGAUCAAAGAGGGUGGGAGUAUCACCCCCUGGGAGGCUGAGGAAGGCCUGGACGCUGGCCUGGCGGCAGGACCUCUGCCCUCUGCGCUGCAUUGCGAGUCCUGUGCAAAGUGAGGCACUUGAGGCCUUGCUACUACCCGUGGCCUCCGGGGAGCAGAGCGGGUCACCGCCCUCAGAGAGUGCUUGAAGUUUUGCACACGCGUUGCCACAUAGUCAGCUUCCUUCAUGGCAGAGAACUGUUCUCUGUUUUGGUAUUAGGAGUUGGCCCAUGUAAAAAUCUCUUAGACUUGCUUAGAAGAAAAAAGGUCACGUUUUGUUUUCAGAAUUCUAGAAGGAAAAAGUUCCCAAUGGAACUUUGCUUGCUCCUUCACCCUCCCUUUUCUCCUCCUCCCAUACCCUGUGCAGGGGUUUAUUCUAAACCUCUUGCACCAGCGAGUCAUCAGUCUUCUGUUGCACCUGAGUGUGCUUUUCACACAUUGAACUUAAUGUAUUUGUCAUUUCCGUCUCAGUGCUGUGCGUUAAUACCUUUGUUGCCUCCCUACUUUGAUCUUUUUUUUUAAAAGAGCUUAGCCUGAGCCACUUUUUUUUUAGUUUAGUUUAAAAGAAGGAUUUGAUAACCACAAUGUGAUUUUUGCCACGACUUUAUGAUUUUUAGAUUUCUGAAUUAUUCUCUAAGCCCGACCUGGUUGAGUUGAGAGUAGAUUUAGAAUUAGAAGAAAUACCUGGAGAAAUCUCCAUAGUAGGAUGAAUUUUUGCUUUAAGAGAAAUGAGAGUUAGCUAUGACUGAUAAUACAGCUUCAUCCUGGUCCCAUCCGCAUUUCACAAAAAAAUAGGAGACAUGCAAGACAGUCAACCCAAGCAGCCCUGGGGAGAGAUUAUUUGAUGAUGAUUAGAUAAUGCAAAUGCCUCUUCUAGUUCUCAUUCUUGAAGAUUCCAAGUCAGACCUGAGGCCUUGUGGUUCAUAGUGUCCAGCAGGGUGGCAGUCGUUUUUUCUGAGCCCGGCUAGGAUGGAGCCUAUCUCCCUAAGGCUGUGCAGCUGGCAGUGUGGCCUUAGCCUUGGUCAUCAGGGCACCCACCUCAACUGGAAUAUGGGAGAAAGCACCCCAGAGUCAGCCUCGGUGCUUUGGAGUGAGCCUGGUGACGGAGACCCCACCUUCCAGGAGAGCUGUGUUUUCCAUGUCACCUUGUUUGUUACCUAAAGCAGUAAGACAUUUGCUUUCUUCAGGUAACCGUGAAGUGCUAUCCACUGAUUGCAGUUCGUUAGAAGAUACUGCAUCAGGUUGACUGAGGUCACCAGGGGUCCUGGGAACCUGGAGAGCUUAGGCAGACUCUUCUUUGGAGGCCAGAAGCCUCUGAAAGGACUCUGGCCUCUGAAAAGGCAGCUUCACAUUUUGACAAUAUUUUUGCUUUAGCUGAUAACCUUUCAGGGAUAUGAGAAGCCUAAUCAGGACAUCUGAAAAAAUGAUACCUCUCACCUUCAGGUUAAUCAAUUCUCUUAGUGCCCUUAAAAAUUAGAGAGAGGAGAAUAUCCCAUUUGGUGUUGCUUUGAACAGAUCCCUUGAGCAGAGGCUGGCCGUCACAUGAUCUGGUUUUCUCUGUCCCUGCAGUAUGAAGCUUUCCAGAUGAAAAGGCAUCUCUCUCCCCUAAAGCUUUGUUUAUAGUGAUGGUUUGGUGAGCUUGAGAUUGUCUUAGAAAAUGAGCCCAUCCAUUUGGCUAGGGGAGUGAAAAGGGAAGCCACUUUAAUUCACAAGUCAGCACACCAGGGGGGACUCUGCUGGAGAAGGAAGUGCUUUUGGCUGGAAAAGCAAGAUUAAUAUCUAGAAGGUGGCAAGUCAUUGCUUCUGUUCCGCCAGCAAUGAGUUGUUUAAUUAAAUACUCUAGGUUUCCUUUGCUUUACAUUCCCAAUUCUAACCCCAAACAGUGGCCACUGGAACACCAAAAAAGGCAUUUAAACCCCUGAAGAUGGGCUUUAAAAGAUACAGAAACAGCAGCAUUGUCAUUUUCCAGGUUCAUCACCAUUUUGCUCUGCUACCCAUCCUUUCCCCACUGCAGCCAGGCCAGAUGUGAAGUUUCUGUUAAUCUAUGAAUUGGGAAACAUAAAUUUGGGUUCUGGAACAAUUACCAACUAAAUUGCUUACCAUCUGUGGGGUGCACCUUUCAGAGAAUAUUUUAACGAUACAGUGAAAUCGCUCUUCUGAGUUUGAGGUCCCAAUCGGGCAUUAAGAUCAAAAUCUUAAAAGUCUUUGGAACUCCUUAGGAGAAAAGCAAGCUGCCUCAAUCUCAAUACUGGACCUUGAGACUGUACUCCCCUCUUCAUAGUGUAGGGUGGGGUGCCUCACCUUAAGGAAAUCAUUUUUCCAGUUAAGAUUGACCAUAAAUCCGUACGAGAAGUAAGCCUAUCUUUCUGAACACUUUUGUGCUAGAUUGAAAAUACUAACCUAAAGCUGCAAUAGAAGAUAGGUAUCCUCUUUCACCUCAUUACUGUCCCACUGAAAAAAAAAAACAAACAAACAGCAUUUCAGGGUUAAACCUUGGUCUGUUUUGUAUCUGUUCGUUGUGGAGAAAAUAUAUCACUAAUAAAUGAUCCAAAGAAAACACCUAGUUUGGUUCCUCGUUUCCGGCUACAUAACAGAUAGGACUUUUUCCAGAGAAGAUAGAGGCUGAUUAUCAGGACCUCAGAACCGGAGUGGACAGACCUGCCCCACAUUGAGCCUCCAUGGGGGCAGGUGGACGUUAGGUCCUAGAGAGCUUCCACACGCUGGGGGAGGGGAGGGCCGCGAGGACAGGAAGGAUUUGGAGGGGAGCGGCGAGCAUCUAAGCCACGGGGCGCAGACACAACCCUGCCUUCUGCCUCCUCCCAUAUGAUGAGGGUACUUUUUGCUCAGAAUCCAAGGCAGCUCUCUCCAAAAUCCAGUUUGCUUCAGAUGUUUUGUUUAACCUCUGAAGACCUCACUCUUUCACUCACCCUGCAUGGGCCUAGACAUGCUGCACAGGCAGGACACAGAUGCAUGAGGAAGUCCGGGGCCCUGCAGGAGCAUAGUGUUGUGUUUUGUAGUUAGAAAAAUAGUUGGUCCGCUCUCUUGUGAAAGAGGAAGAGUGUGUGGUGCAGUUUUAUAAAUGUCAGGUCUUUUUAUUUCGUGGUCUGAAAGCAUUCAAACUGGCUGAUGAUUGAAGAAAAACCUGGUGAUUAGAAUACGUAAAAUUUCAGUUAGUGCCUCUGAAGAAAGAUAGCUGCCAGUCUGCCAUGUGUUUAAUGCAAUCGGGAGCAUUUGAGGACGUUGGGAACUGUUGUAAAGGUAGAUCGAGCAGGUGUCUCGACCUGCCCAAGUGUGUCAGCGUCAAGAGAGAGGAAAUGGAAGCCCACUAGUGGCAACUUGUGUAAGGAGCCCAGUCUGUUUCAAGGACCUCUCUCCCAUCCUAUCCAGUGGCCUUGGUCGGGGUGGGCUCUGAGGAAACAGCGAGGUCCCAGCUCUGUCUGCUGAGCUGCAGGGUGUGGUCUCCAAACAGCAUAAGGCUCAUCUGAGGGCUUUGCUCGCUGUGAUCACUUCCACUCCACUCAUCGCUCAUCAGCAUCAGAAAGGCCUGGGACCAGUCUGAACCUGAUGUUCCUCCUCCCCUGUUUGAAGUGUGUUGCCCAGAUGCAGUCUCCCUUUGGCCAAGGUCAACAGGUAUUUCCAGGGAACCCUUUGGAUGGAGGCAAAGGAGCCAAGAUGAAUUGAGUUUACCUUGUUCUGAAGGACAGACGUCUUUGCACCUUGCCCCUCAUGCUCAUACAUUUUUAGCUCGGGCUUAAGUGACCAAGUCUCCAGAACUGAGACCGAGAGCCAGGGGCUCGCACACCUGGGACCAGUCCCCUGGGGACCUCACAGACUCAGACUAGACUGUUGUGAUCCCACCAGAGCUCUGCUGCUGUCCGCUUCCAUCAGGACCACUCCGAAAAGCUAACAGCUCAGCCUUUCCACCAUCACGUCAUUCCUUGGUGGCUGUUCUGCAGAAUGAGGUGCUGUCACCAGUUUAGACAAGGCGCUUUAUAUUUGUAGAAAGGGUAGAAAAUGGAACAGCCAGUGGGCUGAAUACGCACAUCCUUGGAGAGCGAGCAUGGCAGAAACAACUCCGAAUGAGCUCAACAAAACUGGCGACUCCAGGGAAUGGCGUUUGUGUGGCAAGAGGGGUUGGUGGUGGUCCUUUAACCUCCUAGACCCUGGUACUGUGUCAUGCAGCCAGGGUUUGGAAUAAUGCCACCCCUCCUGCAGUCCAGAGCCCCUCCAGGACUAGGGUCUUGCAGCCCAUGGGUGCGUGGUCUUGUUUUCCAUUUUUCAAUUUCCGAAACAACCCUGCUUGGUAUUGUGUGGGAAAUACACUGUCCUGCCUGCCCACUCAAAGCCUUCUGCGCAGGCCUGGCUUCUCCCCGUCAUCUCCAAAGCGCUCGUAAGGAAGGCCUGCCCGGGGCUCUUAGGUGCUGAUGGGGGCAGAGUUGGUUCAGAGGAGGUAGAAGGAAAGUGUUCCCGUGUCCCUGUCCCGAGGAGAAUAUUCUUGUGUGCUUAGGUUCCCUUCACACCUCUUCCUGUGGCACAGGCAGGCUGUGGAGGAGGAGGGCUGGAAAGAAGGUCCAGGUUUGGGUCCGAGACGUGCACAACAGAUGCGCGUCCCAUUUCCCCCUUCCGUAACACGCCAGCGAUAAUGUAACCAUUCCCCUCACCAACCCCCCCCCCCCCGCCCCGGGUGCCAGCAGUAGAGGACAGAGCCCUCGCCUGUAGACCACGUGGAGCUUUGGUACUCCGCCUGCAAUUCCACCACCUCAUACCCCACCUUUUUGUAAAAACAAAUGCUUACACCCGUGAGUGUGCUCGUCCUCUCUGUGUGCGUCGGCGUCCCUCCAGUGGAGCUGUGUGGGAGGGAGGGCAUUGCAUUGUAGGCUGUAAUUUUGUGCCAACCAAUAAAAACCAGUAUUGCACACACA